Molecule: messenger RNA, 1001 nt
Organism: Orycteropus afer afer
Lineage: Eukaryota; Metazoa; Chordata; Mammalia; Tubulidentata; Orycteropodidae
Gene: TSPAN15
Product: tetraspanin 15
Cellular component (GO): membrane
Source: RefSeq, a predicted model, not a curated record
AGAAAGCGCUGGUGGCCGGGCCGGCGGCCUGGAGACGCAGGUGGGGCCGCGCGCGCGGCAGAGGGACCCAGCCCGGAGCCCGGGAGUCCCGCGGCCCCACAAGGGGAGCGCUCAAGAUGCCUCGUGGGGACUCGGAGCAGGUGCGCUACUGUGCACGCUUCUCCUACCUCUGGCUCAAGUUCUCACUCAUCAUCUACUCCACAGUGUUCUGGCUGAUCGGGGCCCUGGUGCUGUCUGUGGGGAUCUACGCAGAGGUCGAGAGGCAGAAAUACAAAACCCUCGAGAGUGCCUUUCUUGCCCCCGCCAUCAUCCUCAUCCUUCUGGGGGUUGUCAUGUUCAUUGUCUCCUUCAUUGGUGUGCUGGCUUCCCUCCGAGACAACCUGUGCCUUCUCCAGUCGUUCAUGUACAUCCUUGGGAUCUGCCUCAUCAUCGAGCUCAUUGGUGGCGUGGUGGCCUUGACCUUCCGGAACCAGACGAUUGACUUUCUCAACGACAAUAUUCGAAGAGGAAUCGAGAACUACUAUGAUGACCUGGACUUCAAAAACAUCAUGGACUUUGUUCAGAAACAGUUCAAGUGCUGUGGUGGAGAAGACUACCGAGAUUGGAGCAAAAACCAGUACCAUGACUGCAAUGCCCCGGGGCCCCUGGCCUGCGGGGUGCCCUACACCUGCUGCAUCAGAAACACGACAGAAGUCAUCAAUACCAUGUGUGGCUAUAAAACUAUCGACAAAGAGCGCCUCAGCGUGCAGGACGUCAUCUACGUGCGGGGCUGCACCAACGCCGUGCUCAUCUGGUUCAUGGACAACUACACCAUCAUGGCUGGCAUCCUGCUGGGCAUCCUGCUCCCUCAGUUCCUGGGGGUGCUGCUGACGCUCCUAUACAUCACCCGGGUGGAGGACAUCAUCGAGGAGUACUCUGUAACUGACGGGCUCCUGGGGCCAGGCGCCAAGGCCGGCGUGGAGGCAGCGGGCGCCGGGUGCUGCAUGUGCUACCCCAAUUAG